Molecule: messenger RNA, 807 nt
Organism: Coccomyxa subellipsoidea C-169
Lineage: Eukaryota; Viridiplantae; Chlorophyta; Trebouxiophyceae; Coccomyxaceae
Product: TIP41-domain-containing protein
Exons: 6
Coding region: 1-807 (268 amino acids)
Biological process (GO): TOR signaling
Cellular component (GO): cytosol
Source: RefSeq, a predicted model, not a curated record
AUGAACAGACGCACAUCCGGAACCCUCGACGAGCCAGAGGAUGCUGAGCUAGACGCCUACAAGGCGGAACUGGACAAUGCCAAGAACGUGCCAGAGCAGCUGUUUGGCGACAGCUUCCUCCGCUUGAGCCAUACAGACAGCGGGGUGUGCCUGGAAUUCACAGCCCUGGAUGCAUUGCAUACCUGGCGGAAGGACGACCGGCCUCCGGUCCGCGUGGGUGCAGCCGAGGACUGGCUGAAAUCCAGGCAAAAGGAUGUUGAAGCCAGUGGAGCUGUCUCUUUUGAGUAUGACUGGACAUACACCACCUCCUACAAAGGCACUCUGCGCGUCGAGAGCAACGGUGAAGCAAGCGUGUCUGGUAGGAAAGCAGAGUGGGUCCCCACGAGUGAGCAGAUGGACCGGUCACUGCUGAUGGCGCGCGAUCCGAUCCUCUUCUUCGACGAGGUGCCGCUGUAUGAGUCAGAGCUGGAUGACAACGGCGCCUCCCAGCUAGCCGUCAAGGUGCGGGUGAUGCCGGAGUGCUGGUUUGUGCUGCUGCGCUUCUGGUUGCGCGUGGAUCGAGUACUGGUGCGGCUGUAUGAGACGCGGUACAUGGCCGACUUCCGCGCCGGGCCGGGGCAGCCGCAGGUCACGCGCGAAGUGCGCUGCUGCGAGGGCACCUUCAAUGCCCUGCACGCCGCCGGCGCGCCACCCGAUGGGCCGGCAUACAAAGACGCUGACAGCGCCUCAACUGCCUUGCAAGCUGCUGCUCCCAUCGGCGUUACAGAAUUCCGCACGGAGAAACUCCAAUUGUCAGCCAAUCUCUAG